AUGUCCAAAUAUAAUUUCGUAGGUGAUUUAAAUACAGCUGCACCCAAUCCUGUCUCCAAAGUAAAUGAUAAAGUUUCCGAAUUAGAUGAUAUGGAGAAUGUUUUACUGUCAGAAGACAAAAAGAAUACUGCUGAAAGUCCAAAGAUUUAUUAUUGUACCAGAACUCAUAAACAAAUAUCUCAAGUUGUUAGAGAAUUGAGAAAGACCAAAUACGCAAAUAUGAAAAUGUCGAUUUUGAGUAGUCGUAAACACACGUGUAUCAAUCCAGAAGUUAAUUCCAUGGCAAAUGUUACAGAUGCAUGUCAUAAUUUACUAAUGUCAGGUGUAUGCCCUUAUGAUAUACCACGAAAGAAGUCGGAUCUAUCCCAUGCUAUUAAUAAACUAGAUCGUUCAGGACCAUGGGAUAUUGAAGAUUUAGUUGAAGCGCUUACUCCACUUCCUUCUUGCCCGUAUUAUUGUUCACGAUCAUUAGCGAGAACAGCGGAUAUUAUUUUCUGCCCAUAUGAUUAUCUUCUUGAUCCAUUGAAUCGUGCUUCUACAUCACUUGAAGUUUCUAAUCAUGUUAUUAUUUUGGAUGAAGCACACAAUAUAGAGGAUGCUUCACGUGAAGCCGCUUCAUUUACGCUUACUGAAUAUCAGUUAAAGAAUGCUAGAGAAGAUUUGGAUGGAUUAAGAAAACCAGUUAAGUUACUUCUCUGUUAUAAAAUUAUGUAA
Molecule: messenger RNA, 714 nt
Organism: Trichobilharzia szidati
Lineage: Eukaryota; Metazoa; Platyhelminthes; Trematoda; Strigeidida; Schistosomatidae
Source: the annotation of a GenBank genome assembly